Messenger RNA from Magnolia sinica, 1824 nucleotides. RefSeq lists its product as uncharacterized. Gene Ontology annotation, biological process: regulation of flower development. Gene Ontology annotation, cellular component: nucleus. The coding region runs from base 354 to 1652 and encodes 432 amino acids. Gene Ontology annotation, molecular function: protein binding. NCBI's taxonomy places the organism in Eukaryota, Viridiplantae, Streptophyta, Magnoliopsida, Magnoliales, Magnoliaceae. The record is from RefSeq and is a predicted model, not a curated record. The transcript has 6 exons.
AGUGAAUGGUCGUUCCAUUUUCUGCUCGGCCGUUCAAACAACCGAAGCCAAUAAAAGCACUGGGAAUCGCUGGUGCCAGGUCGGACGCGUUGUGCACGUGUCACGACCACGUGGUUGAUAAGGAGACCCAAACGCUCGCGGCUGCCCGUUAACGGCGGAAACACCCUGUACUGACGGCGAAGUACGGAAACGCCGUUAUUCGCUCAGAAAGGUAUAUAAAUGAAUUAUCCCGCCCUCCACAAUACCUCCAUCCUUCGAUUUUUCGAGUUUCUAAGAGGGAGAGAGAAUGAAAUGAACAGUGCGCUUGUUUGGUGAAAGGAAUUUCGACGGUCGAGAUAGCUUGAAUUCUUGCAAUGGAAAUGUUGUUACAGGACGCAAUUUAUCCGACGGAGCAGCAGCUUCAGCUCGAGGGUAUUUCAAGCCCCAUUACAGCUCAAAUGUUCGAUUUCUCCAGCCAUGAUUUCUUCCCUGAAACCUUCCAACCCUCCCAAGUCUCUUCCUCCUCAGCCUGCUGCUUCGAUGAAAACUCCUAUCUUACUGACCUUACCUUUCCUUCAUUCACAUCCGACGGCAUAACAAAGUUCAGCAACAACAGCAGCAGCGGCAGCAACAACAACAUUAGUACUGACGAUCAAACCAACAACAACAAUGAAGAAAACAACUACAACUACAACUAUAACGAAGAUGACAACCUCACCUUUUUCCUCGAUUCCCAACAAGAGACCGAACCUGAUGCCUCCGCCACCUUAACGAUGCUUUCCGUUCCUCCUCCUCUUCCUCCUCCCCAUGAAAACGAAAACCAGCAAUUCGACAUCUCGACGUUAGAAUCUCAAAUCCCAUUAACGGAUGUCAUUAGCAUUAACGGUGAUUGCUCUGAAGUUGCACCACCACCGCUGUUGCUGCCUUCUUUUGAAGAGGAGUGCCCGCCACCAUUGCAGUCUUAUGUGAAUCUGGAUCCGGCAUUGGCACCAUGUUCUGUUCUUGAAAUUUCUGGUAUGGAUACUUUCUUCGCGGGAAAUUCAAAUGGGAUAUCCAUGGAAGGUUCUGGAAUGUUUCCAGGAAGUUCUAUUUUAGAGUUGCAGACACAGGAAUUGGAUUUUCAGGGAGAGAAUAGGAGCAUCUAUUGUUCGGAAUCAGUUUACAGCUGUGAAGAUAUACAGGCCAUAAAUGAAAAGCAUCAGCAGCUGGUGGUGAGCGGGUGUGGAAGUCCAGCGAACCUUACAUCCGAGCUGUCCACCUUUGACGAGUCCGCGUUCAAAGUAAAGAGACUCUCCGUUGAAGAAAGAAAAGAGAAGAUUCAUAGAUACCUCAAGAAGAGGAAUGAGAGGAAUUUCACUAAAAAGAUCAAGUAUGCAUGCCGGAAGACGCUAGCCGACAGCCGUCCACGUGUCAGGGGAAGAUUCGCAAAGAGCGACGAAUUUGGAGAGGUGUCGAGGCCCAGCUACAGCAAUCAUGAAGAUGAAGAUGACGAUGAAAUCCAAGCUGUUCAUCACAUCCGUCCAUCUGCUUACCCAAGCACAAAAGUAGGCCAGUUCACGCAUCAGGUAGGGGUGAAAGAAGAAGAGGAGAUGCUUGAUUGCUCAGAAAUCUUUGCCCAUAUCAGUGGAGUGAAUUCCUUCAUGUGCAACUACCCUAUUCAAUCUUGGAUGUGAACCGUCCAUCAAGAUGACGAUUUUGUACUUUUUUUUUUCUUUUUUUGACCUCCAUUUCCAUGUAACCGGUCCUCAUCUCUCAUCCGAUAUGAUGAAUGGUGGGGAUAGAUUCUCGAUUUAGAAUGUAAUGGCCAUUCUGUGCACCUGCUGAAUUGGCAGGAUCUUAGCCGCU